CAGGGAAGAAGCUUCAAUUCCUUCGUAGUCUGCACACAGACUAGCUAAGGACAUUUAAUUGAAGAUAUAGAGUGAGAGCAGGUGCAGCCUUUCAUUUUGGCAGCUUUUCCCAGCUUCCAGUGUCCUAAUAAGACAUAUGUAGAGUGUGUCGGUCAGAAGGAACACCUGAGAAACCUCUUUAUCAUCCUUGUGUAUGUACUGGCAGUAUUAAGUUUAUUCAUCAAGAAUGCUUAGUUCAGUGGCUGAAACACAGUCGAAAAGAAUACUGUGAAUUAUGCAAGCACAGAUUUGCUUUCACACCAAUUUAUUCUCCAGAUAUGCCUUCACGGCUUCCAAUCCAAGACAUAUUUGCUGGACUGGUUACAAGUAUUGGCACUGCAAUACGAUAUUGGUUUCAUUAUACACUUGUGGCCUUUGCAUGGUUGGGAGUUGUUCCUCUUACAGCAUGCCGUAUCUACAAGUGCUUGUUUACUGGCUCCGUGAGCUCACUACUGACACUGCCACUGGACAUGCUGUCCACGGACAAUUUAUUGGCGGAUUGUUUGCAGGGUUGUUUUGUGGUAACAUGCACACUGUGUGCAUUCAUCAGCCUCGUGUGGUUGCGAGAGCAGAUAGUCCAUGGGGGAGCACCGAUUUGGUUGGAGCAUGCUGCUCCACCCUUCAAUGCUGCUGGGCACCACCAAAAUGAGGCUCCUGCAGGAGGAAAUGGUGCUGAAAAUGUUGCCCCUGACCAGCCUGCUAACCCACCAGCUGAGAACGCGGUGGUGGGAGAAAACCCCGAUGCUCAGGAUGAGCAGGCAGAAGAGGAGGAGGAGGACAACGAGGAGGAGGAUGACGCGGGCGGGGAGGAUGCCGCUGAUGCCAACAACGGGGCCCAGGAUGACAUGAACUGGAAUGCUUUAGAGUGGGACCGAGCUGCAGAAGAGCUUACAUGGGAAAGAAUGCUGGGACUUGAUGGAUCACUCGUUUUUCUAGAGCAUGUCUUCUGGGUGGUGUCUUUAAACACAUUGUUCAUUCUUGUUUUUGCAUUUUGCCCUUACCACAUUGGUCAUUUCUCCCUUGUUGGUUUGGGAUUUGAAGAACAUGUCCAAGCAUCUCAUUUUGAAGGUCUAAUCACAACCAUAGUUGGGUAUAUACUUUUAGCAAUAACACUGAUAAUUUGUCAUGGGUUGGCAACUCUUGUUAAAUUUCAUAGGUCUCGUCGCUUGCUGGGAGUCUGCUAUAUUGUUGUUAAGGUCUCUUUGUUAGUGGUGGUAGAGAUUGGAGUGUUCCCUCUCAUUUGUGGAUGGUGGCUGGAUAUCUGUUCCUUGGAAAUGUUUGAUGCUACUCUGAAAGAUCGAGAACUGAGUUUUCAGUCAGCUCCAGGUACUACCAUGUUUCUGCAUUGGCUAGUGGGAAUGGUGUAUGUGUUCUACUUUGCUUCCUUCAUCCUGUUGCUGAGAGAGGUACUUCGACCUGGUGUCUUAUGGUUUCUAAGAAAUUUGAAUGAUCCAGAUUUUAAUCCAGUACAGGAAAUGAUCCAUUUGCCCAUUUAUAGGCAUCUCCGAAGAUUUAUCUUGUCAGUGAUUGUCUUUGGCUCCAUUGUCCUCCUGAUGCUCUGGCUUCCUAUACGUAUAAUUAAGAGUUUGCUGCCUAAUUUUCUUCCAUACAAUGUCAUGCUCUACAGUGAUGCUCCAGUGAGUGAACUGUCCCUUGAGCUGCUUCUGCUUCAGGUGGUCUUGCCAGCAUUACUUGAGCAGGGACACACGCGGCAGUGGCUGAAGGGGCUUGUGCGAGCAUGGACCGUUACCGCUGGAUACUUGCUGGAUCUUCAUUCCUAUUUAUUGGGAGACCAGGAAGAAAACGAGAACAGUGCAAAUCAACAAGUUAACAAUAAUCAGCAUGCUCGAAAUAACAACGCUAUUCCCGUGGUGGGGGAAGGCCUGCAUGCAGCCCACCAAGCCAUACUCCAGCAGGGAGGGCCUGUUGGCUUUCAGCCUUAUCGCCGGCCUUUAAAUUUUCCACUCAGGAUAUUUUUGUUGAUUGUCUUCAUGUGUAUAACCUUACUGAUUGCCAGCCUCAUCUGCCUUACUCUACCAGCCUUUCUGUUUUCAGUAUUUGCUGGCCGUUGGUUAAUGUCAUUUUGGACGGGGACUGCCAAAAUUCAUGAACUCUACACAGCUGCUUGUGGUCUCUAUGUUUGCUGGCUAACCAUAAGGGCAGUGACGGUGCUGGUUGCAUGGAUGCCCCAGGGACGCAGAGUGAUCUUCCAGAAGGUUAAAGAGUGGUCCCUCAUGAUCAUGAAGACCUUGAUAGUGGCUGUGCUGCUGGCAGGGGUUGUCCCGCUCCUGCUGGGGCUCCUCUUUGAACUGGUUAUCGUUGCUCCCCUGAGGGUUCCCUUGGAUCAGACUCCUCUUUUUUACCCAUGGCAGGACUGGGCACUUGGAGUCCUGCAUGCCAAAAUCAUUGCAGCUAUAACACUGAUGGGUCCUCAGUGGUGGUUGAAAACAGUGAUUGAGCAGGUUUAUGCAAAUGGCAUCCGGAACAUUGACCUUCACUAUAUCAUUCGGAAGCUGGCAGCGCCAGUAAUCUCUGUGCUCUUGCUUUCCCUGUGUGUACCUUACGUCAUAGCGUCUGGCGUUGUUCCUUUACUAGGUGUUACUGCAGAAAUGCAGAACUUGGUCCACCGGCGAAUUUAUCCAUUUUUACUGAUGGUUGUGGUAUUGAUGGGGAUCUUGUCCUUCCAGGUCCGCCAGUUUAAGCGCCUUUAUGAACACAUUAAAAAUGACAAAUACCUUGUGGGCCAACGCCUCGUGAAUUAUGAACGGAAAUCUGGCAAACAAGGCACAUCUCCGCCACCUCCACAGUCGUCCCAAGAAUAAAGUGGUUGUCUCAACUACCUUGACCUUCCCCUUGCCUUUACGUGUCCUUUUUUGUGGACUUCUCUCUUUGGAGAUUUUUCCCAGUGAUCUCUCAGCAUUGUUUUUAAGUUAACUGUAUUUGACUUGUGUUCUCAGCAUUCAGAGAGCAGCAGUGCAACACGGCUCUGCUGCCCUUCCUGCAUCUUCUGACAUCAUAGCUGUCUGAGAUUUGUACAUGUGUAAAUAGAAGUUCCUGGAUACCCUAAAACCUUGGAUUAAACAGAAUGUGCAUUGUACAUCUUUAAGCAAAAUGUAUAUUAAUUUAUUAAAUCUAGUUGUCACUUUAUUUUGGACCUGCUGUGAUCUUGACAGGAAACGUGCCACAGAGCCAUAGUGCAGAGGCAAGACUUUUUAAUUACGUCUUUUGGAGCACAGUAUCAUGGUGUUCCUAGGAGUUCUUAUUAAGUAAACUGUACAUUCUGUCUUUCUUGGCUGUUCAGACCUUACCAAGAACCUAAAAGGAAGCAAGUAGAAAUCAGCAGUGGAGUGUCUGUGGUAAGAGAACAUGAACUCUGUGCUUCACUGUCAAUCGUUUUUGGAAGUUAUUUUGUAUAACACCAAAGCUGUUGUACAUUUUCUACUGCCUGAUUUUUUUUCAUUGUCUGUGUUUAUAAUAUUGUAUAGUAUCUUGUGCUAGGUGAGGAAAUUAUUUUUAAUUUUGAUAAUUUAAUAUUCCUAGUGAUCAGCAUUAGGGGUUGGGUUUUUGUGCUUGUUAGGGGCAUGUCUAUAUUUAGAGAAUAAAAGUCCACAAGUACAUUCUCAUUAGUUCCCUUCAGCCCCCCCUUUCCAUACACAGCUGUCGUUUCCUUUUUGGCAGCAGUGGCCAAAAGUCAUGCAGGAUCACAAGUCUUAUAAAAUAUCAUCACCAACAAUGCAUCAUACUGGAAUUAGAACACACUGAGAUGUUUCUUAAAUGUAGAUAUGGCUUGUGGUCUUAGACCCAGCAGCAUUAGAGAAGACUGGUUAGAACAGCUAGUCCUGCUGGUUAGCGCACCAUUGGGUGACAAUUAGGGGGGAGUACAUUUUUCCUAGUUUUCCAUGAGUGAAUCCCAAAGUUUCCAGAGCUUUUUGUUUACAGGAUAGAACUACAAAUAAAACCAGCUUGAUUUUACUUGUCGAAAAAGGAAGCUGACUUGAGCUGGCCUUUUAACAUAGGAGUGAAGAAUGUAUUUCAUUGGAAAUGUGCUGUAAAAUCUAAGAACACUUAUAAAUCUGGUUUCCCCUUAUAACCAAAGCUUCAAGUAAGAAGUUUAGAGGAAUACAACAGUUGGGCACACGAUCCAAGUAUUUAAUGGUAAUGGUAUAUUGUAAGUGUGGUGUUUGCUUUUGAAUGAUAACCUAGAGUUCCCAGAGAAAAUGGACAGCAUAGGUCUUCAGGAACUCUUAAAGAGUUUCCAUAUAGUAUUAAAAUCUGUAGGCUCUAAUCUGAAGAUUUUUUAAAAUAUUAAAGUCAGCCAAACAUAAGCUACCAAAACAAACAUUUUCUGGUUUUGUAUUUCAACAGUUUUUCCCAAAGUAGUCAUUACUUUACUUUAAAAAAAAUAUUUUUAAAACAUCAGUAUCGAAAAAAAAAGCUUGACAAUAGGGUUCAGUGUUACACUUUUUGGCACUUUGUAGCAGUCCUUUCUCUUGUAUUUGAAGUAAGGUCUUUGCUAGCCCUACCUUUACUUAGAAUUUUAGUCCUACUUUAAGAAAUUAGGAGCGUCUUAAAAUGUAAUGCCACCUGUCAUGGUCAAGGUCUGUCUAUAUAAAUUGUUCUCUUUGGGAGAAAAAAAUAUUACCAAUUGGGCAUAUAACUUGAUGAUAUUAAUUUAGGUUUCUUUUUUAAUUUUUCAGAGAAUUUGUAGAUCUUGAUAUAAAGUCAUUGGAACACAUUUAUCUGUUUUACCAGGAAGAGAUCUAGGCAGAUACCAUAAAAGAUUAAAAAUUGCUAUUCUGCAGAAUUUUAAAUGAAUCUUACCAGAUAUUUUGUAAAAAACAAACAAAAAAAACAAACCCAAACACAUACAUGAAUGUGUAUGAAUGGCCAAAAAGUUGCCCUCCAUUUCACUGGCAGAUAACUUUAUCUUGUACUUAAGGAUUUCCUCUUGGUUUUCGGUUGUGCUUUAUCCUGUUUUCGAUCAGAUGAAUACUUCCAUAAGGAAAGCAUUUGCUGGCAUAAUCUUUACAUGGGUAGCAUCAGGAUUUUAUUAUUAACCAAUAGUCUUAUAAACAUUUGAAACCUCUAGCUCAGAAAGUGCUAUAUUACUGCCCUUCUUCCUAUAGAUUUUUUUUUUUUUUGUAUAUAUCUACUAGCAUAGUUUUGCUUCAUUUUACAUUGGGCUAAAACAGUCUUCAAGGAAGUUAAUUAGGAAAGAAGACAUUUUGCUUUAUUUUUAACUGUUUAUAAGUUGAAGACAAAUCAACAUUUGGGAGUUAGUUUCAUAUGACCAGUUAUCAAAUGGUCAUAGUAUGAAGUGUGCAGUUGUUCAUUAUUGGCAAAUUAUGUUUGAUUUUUAAAACUAUUAAGUACUGAUAGUUGAGGUGAAAACUGAAGAAAAUGCCAAUGUGAAAUUCAUGUAUAGCUCGCCUUAAAAAAGUUCCAUGUUUUUAGGUGAUUUUUUUUUUCCUGUAGUUGCUGUAGAAACAGUUGAAAUUGGACAUCUCGAUUCCAGAUGUAAACAAAAAGUAAUUUUUAUUUCAACAUCUAAUAUAGCUGUUAUUUACUGUGGAUUCUUGUCUUGUGUUUUUUCUUUCCGUUAUUCAAGUAAUAGAGAAUAACUUUUUCUUAAAUGAUUUGGUCUUAGAGAUGUCAUUUCUGUAUUGGCAAAUGCUAUUAUUAAAGUAUAACUUGAAUUUAGGUUGAAUUCAUGACUUUUUAAAACAAGCACUGGGCAUUUUUCCAUUGUAUUGUGUUUACACACCACACAUGCAUACACAUGCAUGCGUGUGCACACACACGAGAAUGUAGUGCCAGUCUAAGAACACAGGCACUUUUUUUUAACAAGUUAGUUACUUAUUCUCACUUUCAGGAUUGAGUAUUUUAAGCUUCUUACUGUGAUCAGUUCUAUACAUUGUAAAAUUAAAUGAUUGUUGAAAAGAUUCCUUUAGAAUGUUACCUACUCAGUCACUGUCAAGAAAAGACAAAAGUAAAAUGUCUUACCACCAAAGUGUUAUUAAAAACCUCAGUGUGGAGAUUGACUUAACUCCCUCAGUUGGGCUGUCUGUAUCUCCUUAUUAAUUUGACCCUUGGGCAGACAUUUCCUUCUCACCCUCCUACUGCCCUGGGUUAUAUUUAAAAGCAGCCAUCAUGAGUAAGGGUUUCAGUCAGAUAAUCUCCAGCAAUAUGUUUGGCGUGAAAAUAACAUAAAGUUAAGACAGUGUGUAUCUGUCUUCAUUCCCAUCUACUUUGUAGGAGUGCCUUGUUUUGUCGUGAGAGUCAAGUAGUCCCGUAAAUGGAAGUGUCAUGACUGUGAGGCCUAGGGAUGCAUGUUGUAGCAGUAAACAGAACUAUUUGGUUAUUUGGAACAUCAAUUUUUCUAUUCAAGCAAACACCUUAGAUAACCAGGCCAAUUUUCUGCCAAAAGAUUCUACAAUGCUCCCUUUUUUAUGUGGUUGUUUGUUGCCUUCUGAGUCAAGAGAACAAAAAUGAAUAAAGUAAAUGUUAGUUGUA
Molecule: messenger RNA, 6552 nt
Organism: Canis lupus familiaris (dog)
Lineage: Eukaryota; Metazoa; Chordata; Mammalia; Carnivora; Canidae
Gene: MARCHF6
Product: membrane associated ring-CH-type finger 6
Exons: 26
Coding region: 318-2861 (847 amino acids)
Cellular component (GO): endoplasmic reticulum membrane
Molecular function (GO): zinc ion binding
Source: RefSeq, a predicted model, not a curated record